GAGCACAAACAAACAUGCCAUUGCCAAUCACAUGAGCAAAGCAAAAAUCGUUGCUUGAUUUGCUCUACCACCCAUCUCAGCCACCGGCGGCGACCUGAGAUGGCCGCACGGGAGCGCCGCUCCCCGCAUCACCGCCCUCGCCUCCGCCACCGCCACCUUCUCCUCCUCCUCCUCCUCCCGCUCCUACUCCUCUUCUUCCCCCUCCCGCCCCUCUCCGCCGUCCUCCUCCGCCGCGCCAACUCCCUGGGCCGCCGGUGCCUUCCCCUCGCCGACGACCACCGCGCCCUCCCCGGGCAGCGUCUCAGCUUCUCCAUCGUCACGCUCUCCGACGAGGGCCUCUCGGGCCGAGGCGCGCGGGGCCGGUCCUUCCGCGGCGUGCUGGCGGCCACCGCGCGGAACAAGCGCGCCUACGCGGCCGCGCACGGGUACAGCCUCGCCGCGCUGCCCCCCGGCGCGGUCGACCCCGGCCGCCCGCCCGCCUGGAGCAAGGUCCUCGCCCUCCGCGCCCGCCUGCGCCGCCACCACUGGCUCUUCUGGAACGACGCGGACACGGUGGUUACCAACCCUGGCAUCUCCUUGGAGAGGAUUUUGUUCUCGGUGAUUGGGCAUAGUGAUUUUGAUGCAUCGCCUGAUCUCAUUCUGACGGAGGAUGUCAAUGGGGUUAAUGCCGGACUGUUCUUCAUAAGGAGGUCGAAAUGGAGCGAGAGAUUUUUGGAUACAUGGUGGAACCAUACAUCAUUUGUACAAUUUGGCUCCACAAAAAGUGGGGAUAAUGCAGCACUGAAGCAUAUCGUGGGUCACUUGUCACCUGAAGAAACACAAGCACACGUCCGUAUAGCAAAAAUGCAGUGCCUCUUCAACUCAUACCCUUGGGUUGCUACAUGGAAAUCAGUUCACCGCCUGAUCUUCCACCCGUCCACUACAUGGGGUUUAUUCCGAUGGAGAUUUCAUGGUUCAUUUUGCUGGCCUGAAUGACAAGCGAGGUUGGACAUCAAAAGUUCUUAGAGAGAUAACACCAUCAUGAGGAUAAUUACUCCAAUUUUAAAACAAUCUGUCGAGGAUCCAAAAGUUUAUGUGGAGGAUCUGGUUUUUUCUGCUACAUAUGUUGUAGACUGCCAUCCAUCUGACUCCACAUCCAUCUGACCUCUGAUAUGGGUGUUUGUAGCACCUUCUAACUCCCCCCUCCCUCAUUCAUCUCCUUUUGAUUUUGUCAGUUGCAAUCCCAUAGUCCCAUACAUCUACACCUGCAUUCCCGGCAGUUAAUUUGACACCAGGGCAAAUUGUGUGAAUCAGUUGGUUGCUUCUGUUAGCAGCACACGUAAUUCUCACGGUAUGUGUUUCAGAAUCAUCUUUUGCUGCCUGUUCGGUAACCAUGUCUAUUAAAAUGUUGUGUCUGUCCUAGCCAUCUCUUCCAUUCACAUGUUCCCUCGGCAUGGAUGGUGGAGAAAAAUCCUUCAUGUUCAUCGCAUGGUCGUCCACGGUUGACAGUCAGCCCCUGAUAAUUUCUGUACGGCAUCAUUCCAUGUAAAUGUUCUUUUCACCUGCUCAAUCUAACCUGGUUUUCCA
Hordeum vulgare subsp. vulgare (domesticated barley) is the source of this 1566-nucleotide messenger RNA. RefSeq names its product probable alpha-1,6-mannosyltransferase MNN10. The coding region runs from base 100 to 975 and encodes 291 amino acids. Gene Ontology annotation, biological process: protein N-linked glycosylation. NCBI's taxonomy places the organism in Eukaryota, Viridiplantae, Streptophyta, Magnoliopsida, Poales, Poaceae. The transcript is spliced from 5 exons. Gene Ontology annotation, cellular component: Golgi membrane. Gene Ontology annotation, molecular function: glycosyltransferase activity. The record is from RefSeq and is a predicted model, not a curated record.